CGAUCCUUUUUUGGAUCGGAUUGUCAAAUUGCUAAAGGACUUAGUCCCCAAAAUUCCAUUAGAUGUAGAUCAAACACUCACAGCUCUGUACCGCCACAAGGCCCCAUUCCUCCAGGUCUGACGAGGAAAAAUUCGCUCAAAAAAUCUCCAAUUCACAAGCUCAAUAAGACGUCCACUCCUGUUUUGCCAAGAAAAAAUGGCCAAAAAGAAUUGAAGUCGGUGAACAGUUUGAACGAUAAAACUGUUAAUGAUAAAGUGUUGCCUCAAAUCCACACGGAAGAGAGCGCUGCAAGAACCUCUCCUAGAUUGAGCGUGUUCAAUAGAUUGAAGAUCAUGUUAGAGACCACGGGAUGUGUGAAGGGAAAAGAUGAAUAUUCCUUGUAUAUAUUUGCUCCGGAUAAUAGAUUUAGAAAGUAUUGUUGUUGGUUGGUGAAACAAAACUGGUUUGACAACGUCAUUCUACUCUUCAUUGCAUUGAACUGCAUCACAUUAGCAAUGGAAAGGCCUAAUAUACCACCAGACAGCACGGAGAAAUUAUUUCUGCAAAGUUGUAAUUAUAUUUUUUCUGUUGUUUUUGCCACGGAAAUGUUUGUGAAGGUAGUAGCAGCUGGUAUGUGCUACGGUCCAAAUGCAUAUUUCACGUCAGGUUGGAAUAUAAUGGAUGGUUCCUUAGUAAUAAUUUCUUUAGUAGAUAUAAUUAUGUUUUUAAUCAACGAUACUACCUCUAGAAUAUUUGGAAUAUUGAGGGUAUUUCGACUGUUGAGGUCACUUCGUCCGUUACGAGUAAUAAACAGAGCACCUGGUUUAAAAUUAGUCGUACAAACAUUGUUAUCUUCUCUGAGGCCCAUAGGAAAUAUAGUUUUGAUUUGUUGUACAUUUUUUAUCAUAUUUGGGAUUCUUGGAGUGCAGUUAUUCAAGGGAACGUUUUACUAUUGUUCGGGCGAAAAUCUUACCGAUAUUGAAACUAUGGAUGAUUGUCUCGCGAAAGGUUACGAUUGGAAGAAUCAAAAAUAUAAUUUCGAUGAUUUGGUGCAAGCAUUGAUGUCACUCUUCGUUUUAAGUUCAAGAGAUGGUUGGGUCAAUAUUAUGUAUACUGGAUUGGACGCUGUUGGAGUUGAUAAACAGAUUCUGCUUAGGAAACAUUUAUCUCAUAAAUGGUUUGCAUCUUAUGUAUCGGGUAGAAGUCAAAUGAUCAAAUAUACAACAGUAUCUGAUGUUUGUGACAUAUCUAACGGAGUACCACAAGGCUCAGUACUCGGACCUACCCUAUUUCUACUCUAUAUCAACGACUUGACUACCAUCGAUAUAGAGGGCAAAUUUAUUUUAUUUGCCGACGACACUACAAUAUUAUGGCGCAAAACCAACACUAAUGAUCUAUAUAAUGCCAUCUGCUCUGAUAUUUACAAACUCUCAGAAAUGAAUGAACCUCCUUACUACAUCAACUAUGCCCCCUGGAGAUUAGACAUUCACAAAAUCGUGACGUCAAAAUAUUUCGAUUUAGCUAUAGCCCUCGUCAUAGGGUUGAACGUUAUAACUAUGGCCACGGAACGGUAUCACAUGCCAAAUUACUGGGAAUACGGACUUAGGAUUUUUAACUAUUUUUUCACCGCCGUGUUCAUACUUGAGAGUACCAUGAAACUCAUUGCACUUGGUCUCAAGGUGUAUAUGAAGGAUAAAUGGAACCUCUUGGAUGUUGCUAUUGUAAUAUUGUCAGUUGUUGGAAUCGUUAUUGAAGAAAUCGUACAGGAUUUGAAAAUCAUUCCUAUUAAUCCCACUAUUAUUAGGGUGCUGCGAGUCAUGAGGAUAGCAAGAGUACUGAAGUUACUGAAAAUGGCUAAAGGAAUUAGGGCCCUUUUGGAUACUGUGAUGCAAGCUUUACCUCAAGUUGGUAAUUUGGGGCUUCUAUUUUUCCUACUAUUUUUCAUUUUUGCCGCCUUGGGUGUGGAGCUCUUCGGCAGGUUAGAUUGUAACAUAACACAAUGUCAAGGUUUGGGUGAGCACGCCCACUUUGAAAAUUUUGGAAUGGCCUUCCUUACAUUAUUUAGAGUGGCAACAGGAGAUAACUGGAAUGGAAUAAUGAAAGACACUUUAGAUGACGAAAACUGCGAUCACAGUGACGACUGCAUCAAGAAUUGCUGUAUCUCCCCUAUCAUAGCCCCAAUUUUUUUCGUCAUAUUCGUAUUGAUGGCUCAAUUUGUACUGGUCAACGUUGUUGUGGCGGUGUUGAUGAAACAUUUAGAAGAAUCCCACAAACAUUUGGAAGACGAACAAGAUAUGGAUGCUCAGUUAGAAAGAGAAUUCGCAGAAAAGCAAGAAAUAGAUGAAAGGCGAGAACUCUGUUUGGCUCUACAACUUGACCAGGAAUGCCAGAGGCAACAAAAGCCAUUAACUAAGGUUCUCUCACUGCCAUCUAACUUCAUUUACAAUCCUCCGGGGACAAGAAUCAUUUUAGAACAACAACCAUCCCAAACAAGACGUCAAACUCUACAUAGUCAUCAACCUAUCUUAAUGACAACUAAUUUGGACGAUAUUAAAAAUAUCGACGAAUCGCUAUCAGAUAUUUAUAGUAUUCAAGAAACAGUACCAGAACGCUUCGAAAAAAAUCACAAGCAGGUGAAUUUGGACGAAAUUGUGACAAUUUCCCCAUCCACAGAAACAGUGCCAAAGAAGCAAAAAGAAGACAACAAACCGAAGAAAACUAAUAACGAACAGAGUAAUAUGCAGUUGGUGGUUCCUCAGGAAGGAAAAUUGUUUCAAAAAAUGUAUGGAAGCACCAAACAUCUUUUCCAAAAACAGCCGUCAAUGGAUGUGGGAGAAGAGACGCCCUUUCUGUUAACCAUUCCUCGAAGUCUAGAAUUUGCGCAGAGCAUAGGAAAAGGUCAACGAAUUUCAACAGACAAACGAAACUCGGAUGUUGCGGAAAUUCAAAUCGAUAUCUCACACAUAACGAAAAAUAAUGGUAACGAUGUUGAAAAAGGCCAACAGCAUGAAGUUGACACAAAAGACAAUGAUAAUGUUAGUAAGUAGAUAUAUUUUUGUACAUGUAAAUAUCUGUAAAAAUGUUUCCUAGGAUUAUAUUUAUUUUUACAUAUCUGUAGUGACUGUUUAGUAUUUUAUACAUUGUUGAACAAACUAUUGGAUAUUGAACCAUAGGAAUUGUGAAUAUAAUUUAGUGUAUUCAAUGUUAGUUAUAAAUAAUCGUAAUUUUCAAUAAUUAUUUCAACUGAAUUCAGGAAUAAUCCAUUGAAAAUACUACAGGUGAUAUCGAAAAACUAUGGUAUGAACAAAUGCCGAAUUCAAAAAGCAAUCGUAGAAAAAUUCAUGUUGUUUUCGAAGUAGUCGUGAAUUGUAUUUUAAAACUAUGCAUGAGAAGCAAAGUAUAUAGUCAAAAUAAAGUAUAUCAAUGUCAAACAGAUAAAUCAUUAGAUGAAUGUAUAUUUUAUUGAUGUAUCGAGUACAUUACAUAAAAACAUAUAUCUUACUAAUGAAAGUUAUCCCAUUGAAUUUACUAAAAAUCUCACCUAAAAAAUAAGUGAAGACUAUUGCUCUGAGUCUGUCAUAAAUAAGUGAAUUCUCAAAAGAACUCAAUCAAUUGUUUUGUAUCUAUGCAAGUAAUUAUCAUAGUUUGUUGACUUUCAAACCGUAUGAUAGAGAGCGCAGAAAAAAUAUUCAUGUGUUUUUUGACAUGUAACAUAAUUUAAAAAUGUGGAGGGCUCUGAUAGUUCAUAAGACCUACCUCCACAUAAUAAAAUAAUUCAAAGUGAAAUUUUGAUGAAAAUCUCGGUUCAGAAGCAAAAUGGGUUCAUCAAACAAAGCAUAACUUGAAUUUACUAUGAAAUAUAUUUUUUAGUUUCGGAUUUCGUCGCAUGAUAUUGAAUAUUUUUGAAAGUUAGUUCCAAGUUGUUCCUCAUAAAAUAGAGGGAGACUCUGCAGGUAAUGCACAUAGAGACAUCUUUAACGAUAUUAUCAUAACAAAGCCCUCCAACCAAAUUUCCUUUCGGUGACACUCACACGAAGUAUUUUCUUCAACAAAUAUAAGUAGUGAAACUACUAUAUACAUUUUGCAACGUAGUGUUAUAUAUUGGAAUUUUUAAUACUACAUCAAUUUAAAAUUUCAUAUAUACUAACAUUUGAUCAAAUAAAUCUCGUUAUAUGCUUAUAUUUUCCUUUUGAACGUUACAGGUAAAUCCUUCUAUUUUAGGAAAAUCAUAUCAAAACUGAACUGUACAAAACCGUAUCACAGCAGAUAAUAUGCUGGUUAAAUUUGUUUGCAUCACCUUGUUCAGUAUUAUAUUAUAUAUUUUCAUAGCAAAAGAUUAAUAACAAGUAUAUUUAAUUUAUUUUGAAUAUGUCAAAAUUGUUUUGAGAAUUUGAAAACUGAACCAUAUGUUGGUUGGUAUAAAGACAAAAAAUUACAGCAUUUUUAUAUAUAUCAGCGCACACUUUUAUAUUGAAAGAUUGGUUAUAGCAAUUUCCAGAGUUGAGAGAUCGAAGAACAGUUCGUAUUCUCAUACAUUUCAAUUAAGGUAAAUGUACGAAAUGCCAAAAGUAUUGAGAAACCAGUCAAACACUCGAUAAACUUUCGUCAUCAGCACCAGAUUUAGAAUAAGUAGUAUGUAAAAACUACUGGGUACAUUCAAUAGAUGGACUCUUGUUGCCUGAAAUUCAUAAAAAAUGAUGCUGGUAUUACCAUAUGACAAAACUACACUGAUUUUUAUCUAUAUUGAUUAUUGUAUAUCUCAAAUAAGAAUUUGUGUUUUUUGUUAAGUACCUAUAUGUAUCUGAACUAUAAAUAAGAAAUAUCUUGAUAUCGGCAAUAAAAUGAUGUAACAUGGAAUAUAAUGAGCGAUCUAGAGAUAUAUCAUGUCAUGCAUUCUUUUACAGACCUGAAUAUUUUAUUUCAAGUACGUUUUUGUGAGAAAUACAUUUAUAUAAUUUUUAGUUGACACAAAAUUGUUCAUACAUGUAUAUUCCUAGAUAUUUUUACUAACAUUUUAUUGUAUUUGUUCACCGUAAACAAAUGACUAGUGAUUUGAUUUCUCUAGUUCUAUUGAUUACAUCGUGUGCAUAAAUUGACUAAUAUUUAUCAUUUCUUCAUUAGUAUUCAAGUUUUAAUUAUAAAUUGAUUUCUUCUUUUUAAUGUAGCUGAAAAUUAAGUUGAAACGUCUUUCAAAUUAAUACCAGUUCACAAAGAUUAAAAAUUAUGAAAUAAUAUAAAAAUCAAAUAUACCUAAACUAUAUUAGUGAGAUAUUUUGUUGCACGAUAUUGUUAUCUGAUACUAGUAAGAAAAAGACCGUUCUUCAGAAGCAAUUGAGAAGUAUUUAUAAAAAAAAUCAAAAUGAUUUUUUUGAUAAACCAAUAUCUUAGUCAUUGAGACAUCAAUACUUCAGUUUAUCGUUCUUCAAAUUGUCGUAUAAAAAACGACCCCUUCUUAUAUCGACCUCAGCAAGGUUUUGAAUAAUAUUUUAGAUAUCUAUUCGCAAUGAUCAUUAUCUAUGAUGUUCAAAUCAACCUGAUGUUAUUCGAAUAACUAGAAUUGUUUGAAUAAACAUCAGACAAGUUGAUAUGGAUUUUUAGGUACAAUCAUUACGAAAAGCAUCAGUGGGCUGGGCUAAAAAAUAUAUUUUGAUAAAUAAGCUGGUUUUUUGUUUUGUAGUACACUUCUUUUCGUAUCAAUGUAGCCCACAGAGUAAUCUUGCAACUAGAGAAAAAAUAAUAACUAAGUGCAUUUUCUGUAGUAGUUGAAUAAGUUGCUUAUUUGCUUAUUAUAAACUUUUUUUCAGUUAUCACAAAAGAAAUCAAGUGGUGAGCACACCGUACCUUUCAAUAUGAAAGAGUACCUAUUCAAUAAAAUAAUUUUUUUUAAAUCUCAAAUAGGGAUUAAUUCGGCCGGUUAAUUUCUUUUGAGACCAUAAUAACUCCACUUGAAAUAAAACACAUGCAUAAUGAACAAAUGGGGUAUAUUUAAUUCACAUUUUCAAUAGAAAUUAAAAUUACUUCACAAGUCCCGAAAAAAUUUCAAAAAACCCUUUACCUCAGUUACUUUUUGAAUCACGUGUCCUCAUCUUCUUUUAAAGUUCACAAUAUAAUAAUUAUUACAUUGAGUAAAACUUUUGAAAGCUUUAUAAUAUCAGAUAACAAAUAAGUGAAUAGAGGAAAUAAAAAAUCCACUGAAAACAACAAAAAAUCAGUUACAGUAAAAACACAAUUAUUCAUUUUGAAACAAUGUUAUUUGUUUAGACAAGGUUAAAACAUUAGUCAAAAUGCGUGAUUCUGACCAUUUAAUAUUAUGUCAUCUUGAUGAAAACAUACUUUGAUAUAACCCCUUUUGUUACUUGUCAGCAAUGUUUCAUCAUAAAUAAUAAAAUAGAAAAUAUCUUUGUAAAAGUUUACACAAUUUAUUUUAAAAAAAAUUUAAUUUUCAUAAACGUUUUCCUUCGUUUGUGGAAUAUAGAAAAGUUUAUUAAGUUCUGCUUCUUUAUCAAUCUCCAAUAAUUAAAAUGUUUGAAAGUCAACAGAACUAAAACACCUCAUAUCGAAGCACAACAUGUUAUUUAUGUUAUGGUAUAGAUUAUAAAGAAAAAAAUCAAACAUUGAAUUAGAUUUUAAAGUAUACUAUUAGAUAGAGUGAAAGUAGAGUAAAUUACUCUCAAAAAUGAUCCUUUAAUGAUAUCUCGGAUUAGGACUAACUACUUUUUUUUAUAAUAUAAUCUUAGUAUUUUUCAAUGAGGUCAUUGAUGUUGAAAGUAUUAUUUUCACCUUUUAAUUCAUGUGUAUUUCAAAAAUGUCCCCAUAAAUUAUAUUCGAAAGGAAUCGUUCCCUUAGAACUAAUCUGGAAUUUACAGGGUUCUCGAUUUAAACUGAUUGUUCGAAAGUAGAAUACACAAGUUAAAAGAAUAAUAAAGGGAAACAAUUCUAAAUAGACAAUCUCAACUUCGCCUUCCAUAUGCUUUUUCUGAUAGAAGUACUAACAACUGUCUCAAGUCAAAUUAAUAGGUAUAUAGGUUCAAUAAAUUAAUGACAAUUAUCUUCAUUUAAGUAAAAUAUAUGUAACAUCUGGUAGUGUUUGGAUUCUUAUUCAUAUAAUAUUGAAAAACGAUGUUAAACUGAUCUAUUCAAAUUAAAUAACAUUCACAAAUAAUUAUAUUAUUCAACAUUCACUUCAAUAUUAGCAUUUCUUAAUUUCCUUUUAAAUUACGAAAUUAUUUCCUGUUAACAGUCCAUUCGUUUAGGUGUCUGUGAUAUUUUAGUCUCUCUUUAGAAUAGUUCAUAUUCAAUAUUUUUAGGUGAAUAUUGUUGAUUAUGCUCAAAAUUCAUUGAAAAAUUCAAUGACCAUUUUUAGAUUCAAAUAUAUUUCAAAUAGCAUUUGAAACUAUAUCCUACUCUCAUUGAAUUUUACUAGAGUUUUGGGUACUUAUUUAUUUAUUAUUAUUAAGAAAUAUAUUGAAAUUGUUUCUUCUACCUGUGCCUUUUUCUGUCUUCAUAGCAGAACGUUAUCUUGGUUUCUAUUGUCAAUAGUAAAUAGAUAAAAGUAAAAUGUACAACUCAUACUUAGAAAUAUAAUAAAAUAAAUUCCAAUCA
Molecule: messenger RNA, 7582 nt
Organism: Leptinotarsa decemlineata (Colorado potato beetle)
Lineage: Eukaryota; Metazoa; Arthropoda; Insecta; Coleoptera; Chrysomelidae
Product: voltage-dependent T-type calcium channel subunit alpha-1G
Biological process (GO): calcium ion transmembrane transport; calcium ion import; membrane depolarization during action potential
Cellular component (GO): voltage-gated sodium channel complex; plasma membrane; neuron projection
Molecular function (GO): voltage-gated sodium channel activity; low voltage-gated calcium channel activity
Source: RefSeq, a predicted model, not a curated record